Molecule: messenger RNA, 1428 nt
Organism: Vitis riparia (riverbank grape)
Lineage: Eukaryota; Viridiplantae; Streptophyta; Magnoliopsida; Vitales; Vitaceae
Product: chitinase-like protein 2
Exons: 3
Coding region: 113-1063 (316 amino acids)
Biological process (GO): chitin catabolic process; cell wall macromolecule catabolic process; carbohydrate metabolic process
Molecular function (GO): chitinase activity
Source: RefSeq, a predicted model, not a curated record
CACACCUCUCUUGCUUGGAACGCAAACACAAAAAAUAAAAAGCGUUCCUCUUCUUCCCUUUGUCUACCCACGUAUUUCUCACUCUGAGCUCGCUCCUCAAAUCUCCUUAACCAUGGUUGAACGCAGCAUUUUGAUAGGGUUGGCGUUGGCGGCGAUUGUGGCGGUGGUGGUGGUGGAGGGGGACUCCUCGGUGAAGACACUGGUGAAGACGGUGAAGGGAAAGAAGGUGUGCGACAAGGGGUGGGAAUGUAAGGGGUGGUCGGAGUUCUGCUGCAAUUUGACGAUUUCGGACUAUUUCCAGACUUACCAGUUCGAGAACCUCUUCUCCAAGCGCAACUCGCCGGUGGCCCACGCCGUCGGCUUCUGGGAUUACCGCUCAUUCAUCCUCGCCUCUGCGGUCUACCAGCCGCUUGGCUUCGGCACCACCGGCGGCAAGGUCAUGCAGAUGAAGGAGCUGGCCGCAUUCCUCGGCCACGUCGGCUGCAAAACUUCAUGUGGGUACGGAGUGGCCACAGGAGGGCCAUUGUCCUGGGGUCUCUGCUACAACAAGGAAAUGAGCCCCAGUAAGUCAUACUGUGACGAUUUCUACAAAUACACCUACCCCUGCACGCCUGGUGCCGACUACUAUGGCCGUGGUGCAUUGCCUAUCUUCUGGAACUACAACUAUGGAGCAACUGGAGAAGCCUUGAAGGUGAAUCUGCUGGACCAUCCGGAAUACAUCGAACAAAAUGCUACCUUAGCCUUCCAGGCUGCAAUUUGGAGGUGGAUGACCCCAGUUAAGAAGUCACAGCCUUCUGCACAUGACGUCUUUGUUGGCAACUGGAAGCCCACCAAGAAUGACACUUUGGCCAAGCGGGUGCCUGGUUUUGGAACCACAAUGAACAUUCUGUACGGGGACCAGGUUUGCGGGCAGGGCGACGUUGAUUCCAUGAACAACAUCAUCUCCCAUUACCAAUAUUACCUCGACCUGUUGGGUGUUGGUAGAGAACAGGCAGGACCCCACGAAAACGUCACCUGUGCUGAGCAGAUUGCAUUCAACCCAUCCUACACUGCAUCCUCUUAAGCUCCAUAUGAUCACCCUUUGGAUGGAUUAUGAAAUAAGAAAGGGCAAGUAAGAUUGUAAGAGAUGUGUGAAGUUAGACAUGACAGGUGUUAUAAGGUGUGGAUUCAGUUGCUGCUGCGCGCUUCUGUCAUUUAUGUGUAGAUUUUGGUGUUCAUUUUGUGUAAUGUGUAGUCAUUAAAUAUGAAUUGUAUGAAGCAUUUUAUUCAUAUAUAUUUGUUUCAACUGUGAAGACCUUUCAGAAGUUGCAGUGUGCCUGAAAUGGUAGUAGUAGAGGAACCAAUGGUCUAUAAUGGAAACCUCAAAGAUGAGUUAUUCACAAUAAAUGAUGGUGUGAUACCUGAAGGAACAUCAAAUUCUUUGUCUAA